Messenger RNA from Nycticebus coucang (slow loris), 3881 nucleotides. It is a transcript of the gene ODF2, whose product is annotated as outer dense fiber of sperm tails 2. NCBI's taxonomy places the organism in Eukaryota, Metazoa, Chordata, Mammalia, Primates, Lorisidae. The coding region runs from base 449 to 3196 and encodes 915 amino acids. Gene Ontology annotation, biological process: regulation of cilium assembly. The record is from RefSeq and is a predicted model, not a curated record. The transcript is spliced from 21 exons. Gene Ontology annotation, cellular component: centrosome.
UUCGGAAUGUCGACCCUUCCUCCUGUUUGGACAAAGAUGGAGGCAAUGUGGGAAGGGGAGAGAGUCGCUGCACUAACACUGAACUAGGGGCAGGGCUGGAUUUCCCGGAUUUCUGUGCAGCUCCAGACUCUUAACUUGUUCUUUGAGCCUUCUCUGAGCCUAGUUUCCGAGUAUGGCUCACAGGGAGCGCAGAGGAGGGUCCAUGCUCCUGGGAGUCGUGGGAGUGAGGACCGCAGGGAGGGCAAACAUGGCGCACUGGGAAGCCUGUCUCUGAACGGCGGGACAAGUCCCGGCAAGGCCCGCUGGAGGCGUCGUGCCUCUCCAUGGCGACGGGACGCGUGGCCCGGAAGUGGGCGGAGCUGAUGGGGGGCGGGGCAUCUCUGUGACGCCAGGGGCUGGGCCUAAAUGGCGAAACCCGAGCGGCUCACAGGGGGGUUUGAACUGGCCAAUGGGCGAGCUGCCGACUGGGUGUCGGAAAAGGAGGCGGAAGCGGGGAGGAGCCGCCGCUGGAGCCGGACUGCAUCCGCCGCGGCGUCUCCAUGGCACGACCCUGGCCUCCGACUUCAACGACUUCAUAAGGAGGCGUUUCUGGGCGCAGCCGUGUCGCUCCUGGUUUCCAUCGUGUGGGAAAAACGGAGUAACGAGUCUCACGCAGAAAAAAGUCUUGAGAACACCUUGUGGCGCACCCAGUGUAACUGUGACGAAGCGAACCAUGAAGGACCGCUCUUCAACUCCCCCCUUACAUGUUCACGUGGAUGAGAACACCCCUGUCCACGUCCACAUAAAAAAACUCCCGAAACCAUCAGCGACCACCAGCCAGAAAUCUCAUAAGCGAGGAAUGAAAGGGGACACCGUGAAUGUGCGGCGGAGUGUCCGGGUGAAAACCAAGGUACCUUGGAUGCCCCCUGGAAAAUCAUCUGCCCGGCAUGUGGGAUGCAAGUGGGAGAAUCCACCUCAUUGCCUGGAGAUCACACCACCAUCUUCAGAAAAGCUGGUCUCAGUGAUGCGGUUAAGUGACCUCUCUACAGAAGAUGAUGACUCAGGUCACUGUAAAAUGAACCGUUAUGAUAAGAAGAUUGACAGUCUAAUGAACGCGGUUGGUUGUCUCAAGUCUGAGGUAAAGAUGCAGAAAGGUGAGCGCCAGAUGGCCAAAAGGUUCCUGGAGGAGCGGAAGGAGGAGCUGGAAGAGGUGGCCCAGGAACUGGCCGAGACGGAGCACGAGAACACGGUGCUCAGGCACAACAUUGAGCGCAUCAAGGAGGAGAAGGACUAUACCAUACUCCAGAAGAAACACCUACAGCAGGAGAAGGAGUGCCUCAUGUCCAAGCUGGUAGAGGCUGAAAUGGAUGGAGCAGCUGCUGCCAAACAAGUCAUGGCCUUGAAGGAUACCAUCGGGAAGCUAAAAACAGAGAAACAAAUGACCUGCACGGACAUCAACACCCUAACGAGGCAGAAGGAACUUCUCCUGCAGAAGCUGAGCACAUUUGAGGAGACCAACCGCACCCUCCGAGACCUGCUGAGGGAACAGCACUGUAAAGAGGUGAGAGAGGAUUCAGAAAGACUAAUGGAGCAACAGGGAGCUUUACUGAAACGGCUAGCAGAGGCAGACACAGAGAAAGCGCGCUUGCUGUUGCUGCUGCAAGACAAGGACAAGGAGGUAGAAGAGCUCCUCCAGGAAAUACAAUGUGAGAAGGCUCAAGCAAAGACAGCAUCUGAGCUUUCCAAGUCCAUGGAGUCCAUGCGUGGACAUUUGCAGGCACAGCUUCGAUGCAAAGAGGCUGAGAACAGUCGACUUUGCAUGCAGAUUAAGAACCUGGAGCGCAGUGGGAACCAGCACAAGGCAGAAGUGGAGGCCAUCAUGGAGCAGCUAAAGGAGUUGAAGCAAAAGGGAGAUCGAGACAAGGAAAACUUGAAGAAGGCCAUCCGAGCCCAGAAGGAGCGAGCCGAGAAGAGCGAGGAGUACGCUGAGCAGCUGCACGUACAACUUGCUGACAAGGAUCUUUAUGUCGCUGAAGCUUUAUCCACUCUGGAGUCGUGGAGGAGCCGCUACAACCAAGUUGUAAAAGACAAGGGAGACCUUGAGCUGGAAAUUAUUGUCCUGAACGACCGGGUGACAGAUCUUGUAAACCAACAACAUACCUUGGAGGAGAAAAUGCGAGAAGACCGGGACAGCCUGGUGGAGAGACUACAUCGUCAGACUGCCGAGUACUCUGCAUUCAAGCUGGAGAAUGAGAGGCUGAAGGCGAGCUUCGCCCCAAUGGAGGACAAGCUCAACCAGGCACAGCUCGAGGUCCAGCAGCUGAAGGCAUCAGUGAAGAACUACGAGGGAAUGAUUGACAACUAUAAGAGUCAGGUCAUGAAGACCAGAUUGGAAGCUGAUGAAGUGGCUGCCCAACUAGAACGUUGCGACAAAGAGAAUAAGAUCCUUAAAGAUGAGAUGAACAAAGAGAUUGAGGCGGCACGUCGGCAGUUCCAGUCCCAGCUGGCGGACCUGCAGCAGCUGCCUGACAUCCUCAAGAUCACGGAGGCAAAGCUGGCGGAGUGCCAAGACCAGUUACAGGGCUACGAGAGGAAGAACAUCGAUCUCACAGCCAUCAUAUCAGACCUGCGCAGCCGGAUCGAACAUCAGGGGGACAAGCUGGAGAUGGCGAGAGAGAAACAUCAGGCUUCCCAGAAGGAAAAUAAGCAGCUGAGUCUGAAGGUGGAUGAACUGGAGAGGAAACUGGAAGCGACCAGUGCCCAGAAUAUCGAGUUCCUACAGGUGAUUGCCAAGAGGGAGGAGGCAAUCCACCAGUCCCAGCUGCGGCUGGAGGAGAAAACACGGGAAUGUGGGAGCCUGGCAAGGCAGUUGGAGGCUGCCAUUGAAGAUGCUAGGAGGCAGGUGGAACAAACCAAGGAGCAUGCACUCUCCAAGGAACGAGCAGCCCAGAACAAAAUCCUGGACCUUGAGACCCAGCUGAGCAGAACCAAAACUGAACUCAGCCAGCUGCGGCGGAGCCGUGAAGAUGCUGACCGCCGCUACCAGAGCCGACUACAGGACCUGAAAGAUCGCCUGGAGCAGUCAGAGAGCACCAACCGAAGCAUGCAGAACUACGUCCAGUUCCUCAAGUCGUCAUAUGCCAAUGUGUUUGGGGAUAGUCCCUAUGCUACCUACCUGACCAGCUCCCCCAUCCGCUCCCGAUCUCCUCCUACCUGAGGCCACCUGUCUAGGGCCCAGAGCCCUGACUGAUUCCAUGGGAACUAAGGAGUUGCCAAGCCAUAGCUAAAAAGCAUGUGGGUUUUCCCCUCUCUCCCAGAUGAAGGGUGUUCAGGGUUUUCUCCUCAGUUACUAACUCCAGGAAAGUCCUAAAGCAACAGGGGAUGAGGCAGGAUGCACUUGGGUGUCUCAUCCCUGCUACAGUUUCCAGAUGGAAGAUUUCUUAAUUAUCUUCACAGCCCUUAAAUUACUACAUUAGGUUACCAGAUUUUAACUUACCAUGAUUUUGCUCCUUCCUUUCCCUAGAGAAUAUUUGAUCUAGACUUUUCACCCAUCCUCUUGUAGCCAUCAUCUUUUUAGAGAUCUCUUUCUUGAAUUUUCUCUGACCUGAACCAGCAGGAGCUCCUCCUAGGCUGUGAGCACCUUCACUUGUUUGUUUUCUGAUUUCACAGGUGUGGUGUUCUUCCCAAGUUUAAUGCAUAUCUCUCACACCUCAAUUCCUUAAGGCCACUGACCUCCAGACAUUGAUUACAGACCUUUGAGACCUGUGUCCAUUUGGCCUCUUACAAGUGUAAUCUCCUUCUCAUUGAUUUUUAUUUUUCUUUGCCUUUUUAUUUGUAUCUGUAGAAUUCAUUUAUUCUUGUAAUGGUUUGUGUGGUUUAUAAAAAGCUUUUAUAAUCAGUUA